This is a messenger RNA of Eupeodes corollae, 1673 nucleotides long. RefSeq names its product E3 ubiquitin-protein ligase RMND5A (gene Sou). Gene Ontology annotation, cellular component: GID complex; cytoplasm; nucleus. The record is from RefSeq and is a predicted model, not a curated record. The coding region runs from base 258 to 1457 and encodes 399 amino acids. Gene Ontology annotation, molecular function: protein binding; ubiquitin protein ligase activity. The transcript has 2 exons. Gene Ontology annotation, biological process: proteasome-mediated ubiquitin-dependent protein catabolic process. NCBI's taxonomy places the organism in Eukaryota, Metazoa, Arthropoda, Insecta, Diptera, Syrphidae.
UUGCUUUUUGGAUUUUACCUUAGAACAAAAAAAACACUUCGUAAACCUAAUUUUGUACGAAUUUAAAAACUUUGUUUUUCUCUCCAAAUAAUAGAUUAAGUUUGAAUUUAAAACAAAACUUUUCAAUGACAAGUAAAUAAACCUAGCUAUAAUAAUACCUAUUGUUUCGCUAUUCGUCCGAGAAGUGCUUUACAUUAGAAAGAAAAAAUAAGUAAAAACAUCACUAACAUUGGAAAGAACUUACACUGAAAACAACAAUGGAUGCGUGCUUGGCUGUUGAAAAAGAACUUAAUCGAGUCAUAACAAAAUUUACAGGGAUUCGUGAGUACAGUGGACUUGUUAUCACAGACGUUGUUCAGUUGCUGAGUGAAAUACAAAAUGCGCUCAAUGAAGCUGGCCAACCAACAGAUGCAGUUGUUACAGAGAGCCAAAUAAAAAUGAUUGCUGAAGCCAUGCAUAAAACUAACGAAAAAUUACAGCGAAUAUCGGCUGAGCACCGAGAAUUGCAUGGCACGGUUAGUAAAGUAGGUAAAGUUGUCGACAAGAACUUUGUUUCGGAUUUCACAGCUACAACAAGAACCGAUGCCCUGCAAAAUGAUCAGAAUAUGAUGCUUUUGAAUAAAGUCAUGGCAAAGCAUUAUUGUCGCCAAGGUAUGGACGAGGUUGCUCAGUCCUUGAUAAAAGAGUCUAGAAUGCAACCCGAGGUAGCACAAGAAGUUUUUGAAUCAGAAAGCAGUUUUGCAGACAUUUAUAAAAUUUGGAAGUCAAUUCAAAAACAUGAUUUGCAGCCAGCGCUAGAAUGGACUGCCAAGAACUCGGAUGAAUUAGUUGAAAAAAAUUCGUCUUUGGAGUUUAAGCUCCAUAAAUUAGCGUUUUUGCAGAUUGUAUCACGUGGUAUGGAGGCUCAAGGCGAAGCUAUUGCAUAUGCUCGAAAUAAUUUUAGCAAAUUUGUCGAUCGCUUUGGAAGCGAGAUUCCCAAUUUGAUGGGAACAUUCAUUUAUUUACCAAAUGGAAUCGAAAACUCCCCCUACAAACACUUAAUCUCUCCGGAGAUGUGGACAGAAGCAUCUUAUAUAUUUUUAAAAGACGCGUGCCAUACACUUGGAAUAAGUAAGAACUCUGUGUUGUCUGUUGUCAUCAACGCUGGAUGCACUGCUUUACCUGCUCUUCUAAAUAUAAAACAGGUCAUGCUCUCAAGACAAGUGCUAAGUAUAUGGAGUGGCCGAGAUGAACUGCCUAUUGAAAUAGACCUAGAUCCAGAGUAUCGAUACCAUUCAAUAUUUGCUUGUCCCAUAUUAAGACAGCAAACUUCUGAAGACAACCCACCAAAGAAAUUAACAUGUGGCCAUGUAAUAUCUAGUGACGCUUUGCUUAAACUCAGUAAUGGACCCAUUCUCAAAUGUCCUUACUGUCCGGUUGAACAGAACUCUGAUGAUGCAGUUAGAAUUUGGUUUUAGAACACGAACUUAAUAUAUAAAUUUCGUCUUAACGUUUAUUGUAUCUAUACUUAUUUGUUUAUUAUUAUUUUUUUGUCUUAACUUUGUUUCUUGCACUCGGAUAUAUUUUAUGAACAAGAAAUAAGGACUUCAUUCAUAAUUUUCACAUUUAUAAUCUAAAAAAAAAGAAAAGUUAUUUGUAUUACAAGCAUUGAAUAAAUGUGUAUGUAGGUAGAA